Molecule: messenger RNA, 1569 nt
Organism: Spodoptera littoralis (African cotton leafworm)
Lineage: Eukaryota; Metazoa; Arthropoda; Insecta; Lepidoptera; Noctuidae
Source: the annotation of a GenBank genome assembly
AUGGCUCCGUACAACUUUGAGGGAGAUUUUGGUAACCUGAGCGAAAGCCAAAUAGAGUUCAUAAACAAAGUGAUAGAAGAACAAGAUUUAAAAGUAAAUAAAGUGGUAUUUAAACCAGUAGGACAAGCUGGAGACAAUUUCGUGGCAAAUGUGAUGAGGAUCAGCAUAGAAGGAGAAAAUGGAAGCAUGAAGAUGGUGAUAAAAAUUGCACCUGGAGAUGAAAAGAUUCGCACCACUGUUAAAGCUGAUCUUUUAUUUCAUAAUGAGCAUGUCAUGUACACGGAAGUUCUACCAAAGCUUGUGGCACUGCAGAAAGCAGCAGGUGUACCAGAAGAAGAGCAUCUAAGAUACGCUAAAUGUUACGGAUCUCUGAACGAAGCACCUUAUGAAAUUAUACUCCUGGAAGACUUAAAUGAAUCAGAUUUUAAAAUGUUGAACAAGUUUGAUUCUCUUUCAGAUGAGUGUGUUAGAAGCAUAUUGAAGAACUUUGCAAUACUGCAUUCUGUGUCUUAUGCAUUGAAAGAAAAACAACCAGAAACAUUUGAGUCCUUUAAAAGUAAACUAAUAGAUGUUUGGAGCGUAAAUUUUUCGACAAAGGAAGCUAGAGAUUAUUUCCAACUACUUGAGAAUUCAAUAUUGGCUAAUCUUGAUGAAGAGGAACAUAAAUCAAAAUUCAAAAGUAAUUUUAUGGAAAUACUGAAAUUGCCAAUCCAGUUAGCACAGGAUAGAGAUUGUAAAUAUUCUAUAGUGCAACAAGGCGAUGCUUGGACCAACAAUAUUAUGUUUAAGUUUUCGGAGGACAAAUUAGAGCAGUCGGUAAUGAUUGACUACCAAGGAUCUAAAAUUAGCAAUCCAGUGGGUGACAUCCUCUACAUGAUCUUCAACUGCACCGACCACGAGACCAGGUCUAUUUACUACUACGACUGGAUAGACUAUUACCACACCGAACUAGACAGAUGUUUAUCCUAUUAUGACCUGAAAAUAAACUACAUCUACCCAAGAGAUCGUCUAGAUGCAGAUUUGAGAAGAUAUGGCAAAAUCUCUUUUGGACUAUCUUCAAUGUUAACCUACGUUUUGAUGAGGGAUACGAAAGAAGCUGGAGAAAUGCUAGAAUCAUUUAAGAGUGGUGAUCCAAAUGAUGAAGGUGACUUGCGUGAAUCAGUGAUGGUUGACUAUCAAGCUUCAUCGAGCCAUAAUCCAAUGACCGAUAUUCUCUUUAUGAUCUACAUCUGCACCGACCACGAGGCCAGGUCUCAGAACUUGCACGACUGGUUGGACUAUUACCACUCAGAAUUAGAUAAAUCUUUGUCCCAUUUUGGCCUCAAGGCCAACGAUAUAUACUUAAGAGAUCAGUUAGAUGCUGAUUUAAAAAGAUACGUUCUUUUCAAUAAUGUUUUAAUGAGAGAUGCGAGUGAAGUAGCUGCAAUGAUGGAAGCCCUCAAGAUUGGUGGCUUUGAUGGAGUAAUGGAGAACAUGGACAAGCAUGCAAUGUCAAAAGAAACCUUUGACCGAAGUAAAAAAAGACUCUUAGAUCUAAUUGAAACCUAUACUCAAUAUGAUUUGUUGUAA